AUGGAAACAUCAAACCAAAUUGAAGUUCAUCAAACUCAAUCAUCAUCAUCUUCAUCUUCUUCAAUAGAUAGUAACAAUUACAAUUACCCUUCUGCAAUCUCAAGCAUCUGCAAAACAACAGAUUUAAGCACCGAUCUCAAACUCGGUCUUAGCAUCUCUCCAUCUUCUCAAUCUCAAUUACCAUUCAAUUCAACAACAACAUCAUCAAAGGAAGAAACAUUGGAUUGGCCACCAAUUAAUAAAUCCAUAUUGAGAAGAAACACUUUGGUUGAGAAACAAAACCUUAGUAUCAUUCAGAGACAAAGAUCUUUGUUUGUUAAGGUUUAUAUGGAAGGAAUCCCUAUUGGAAGAAAACUAAAUCUCUUGGAACAUCAUAGUUAUGAUGAACUUGUUAAAGCUCUUUGUCAUAUGUUUAGAACAAUCAUUCUAUGUCCUAAUUCGCAACCACUUAGUUCUUGGAAUUUUCAUGUUCUAACAUACGAAGAUCAAGAAGGUGACUGGAUGAUGGUCGGAGAUGUUCCUUGGGAGAUGUUUUUGUCAAGUGUGAAGAGGCUGAAGAUCACAAGAGCUGAUAGCUGCUAG
This is a messenger RNA of Lathyrus sativus (Indian pea), 582 nucleotides long. The record is from the annotation of a GenBank genome assembly. Lineage: Eukaryota; Viridiplantae; Streptophyta; Magnoliopsida; Fabales; Fabaceae.